GCGCUACUUAAUGGACUAGAUGGAAGCUGUCAGAGUUAGGAAGCCCAAGCUGAAGACUGAAGAAAUUAUUGCUCGACUUGAGUCUAUUGAAGUUCCUGACACUCCUCUACUAGUUGAUAAUGAGGUGCCUGCUAGUCCUGAGCCAACAGUUUCUGAAAUCAGAUCAUCCGAAAAUGGGGUUAAUAUUGUCCAAUCAACUUCUAAUUCUGAGGAAUAUUCAUCUGCAAAAGAUUCUAUUUCUCUUUAUCCUUCAUUGGAUGAUCACUUUACUAAAAACGAUCCUGCAGGAAAUCAAUCAGCUGAUCUCAAAGCCGACCAACUCGUGGAAGUUGUUAGGCCAAACGAAAUUGAAGCAUCUGCACCAGAACUGCUUUCAAAAUCACUUGAAGAGAGAGACUUCGUAUAUGACAAUUUCCCUCCUGCACUGAGUUCGGAACACUUAAAAAACCUGUACUUGAACCGUUCUCUUGACCUAAUAGAUGAAACGGAACAAAAAUUUUUGAAAGGAUCCGAUUUUCAACUGCUGGCUGUGUCCGAUUCAAGUGGAUUCAAUAUACCUGAUGAUCCAUUUUACUUACUUCUUUGUAAAUAUGCCGAUAAUUGGGGAAAAUGGUCACAGGCACUCAAACGUCUAAACAAAGUGCUUAAAGAAUCGUCUGAAAUGGAACAGUCAGUCUGGAAAGUGGUAAAAAACACCCAAAGUAUAGACGGUAAAUGUCAAGACAAGAGAACAGUUUAUCUUAAAUAUGAGUAUGAAACGGCCACAUUGAGUCAAUCCGCACUUAAUGAACUUAAAGAGACAAAUGAAGUGUCGCAUUGGAUUAUUUUCGAAGAAAUUCCCCUUGUUGCAUAUAAACUAGUUCUUUGCAGAAAUCGUAUCGAAGAGUAUUUAGCAAAUAUUUUAACACAAUGUUCAAUUUAUGAAAAUUUAACUUCAUCACAACCAGGAAUAUUGAUCGGUUCAAGAGUCGAUUCUGUACAUCUAGUUCAACUAAAUGAAAUGCGAUCAACAUGUUCUAUUCUGUUCACUUGUUUGCGUCAAUUUUGGUCAAAUCAAUACACUGGUCGUAUACAUGAUCCAACAUUUCUCAAACAUUUGUCUAAUUGGUUAAUUUUAACUGCUGGUGUGACUGUUCGUGCUUGUAGAUCGGAAGAUCAUAUAUUUAUUUUAAUGCAAUUACUACGUUUACCAUCACAGUUAAUCAGAUUAUUCGCAUGUUUAUUACAACCUCCAGAUCCAACUGUUGCAUGGGAAAGAACAAAAAAUCUUGUCGAAUUUUUAAAUCAACCAGAAGUUGAACUGAUACUAACAUUGUUUGCUAUUUGUUUACGUCCUGUCCGAGAACGUGCACGUUUUGUAACGCCUGCAAAUGGUGCAUCGUUUGAACAACAGACAAGUUCAUCAGUAAAUCAAGAUGGUACAAUUUGGACAAUGGUUGAUUCAGCUGGUGAAAGUGAUACAGAAGAACCUGGGGGCAUUGAAGUUAACAAGAAGAGUAAAAAUUCCACUAAUAAGCAAUGUGAUAUUUUUAUUCCUUUGCCUGAUUAUAAUCCUAAUCUAGAAUCAUGUACAUAUUUAAAUCCCAACGAUCUAAACUGUUUACUUGGUCAAUUAAGAAUUGAACGUGUUUUACAACUCUUAGCUUACGAUUACAUUCCACAGUGUGAAAAUAUGCAGGAUUUUCCGAUUCAAGAAUCUGGAUUUAUGACUUCAAUUGCAUUUGCUGAUCGUGUGCUUAGCUUAAUUGAAGCAUGUGGAAAAAUCUAUGCAGAACAUGUCCUACCACCAAGUCCACAAACUCAUUUAGGUUCAUGGCGUUCGUUGGCUAAACGAUUAGCUCAUCUUAUCAGAUUAUUACUUAUAACCAUUGGAUUUCGUAUACAGACUAUUGUCUAUCAAAAACAAUAUCAUUCUUUACAAAAUUCACCACAAUUCACAUUAAUUUUAUCACAAUAUGAUGCAUUAUGUAUACGUGCAGUGAAUUGUCUAUUAUUAGCUGGUAGUGGUCUACCUGAUGUUUAUCAAAAAGCUGGUCAAUUUACAUGUUGGCGUAAUUUAGCUUGUACAUUACCAUUAGGUUUAACUAUGAUUAAAACUAAAAAAGAAUUAUUUUAUAUUAUUUUAAUGUCAAUUUUACAAAAUAAUCAUAUGGAUUAUCAACAAAUUAAUGAAAAUUCAAUGAAUAUUUUAAUCAAAGAAUCUAUUAUGAAUAAUACGGAUAAUUUAGAGAAUAGUUUACCUGAUAUGAUAUUGAAUAAACUACAUCAUGCUUUAUUGUCAAUGCGAUUUAAUGAACUUGGUCUUUCUGUAGUAAUUAAUGUCUUAGGUAAAUUAGCUUCAUUAGAAUGUCGUCCAAGAAUUAUACAUGAAAAUCAUCAUAUGUCAACAAUGGGAUCAAUGAAUACAUUGUAUAGAUAUGAAUUACCUAAAGAUGAAGCUUCAUUAAUCAAAUGUAUCAUGCGUAUUAUAUUUGGUUUAUGUGUCUAUCAUAGACCGGAUGAUGCAAUUAGUCAAAAAGACAACAAGUUAACUAUAAAACAUUCUAUUUCCUCUAUUGUUACUUCGACUACUUCUACUCCGAUUCUUUCAUUAUUGCCUAUAUCACCAAAAUAUGGAUGUAAACAAUUGAUUGAAAUUGCCACUAAACAUCCACAAAUAUGUUUACAUUUACUUUAUGAUUUAAUUAUUGAAAGUGCAUUAGAUUUAACAACUACAAAUUCAUUAACAAUAAAAUUACACGAAAAAAUAGCUCAAUUGAAUUUAUGCUUUGGUGAUCAAUACAUGCGAGUGGAAGAUAUUUUACUUCAAUUAGCCAUGGAUGCACCAUUUCAUAUUAUGCAACCGACCAAUAAACAAUUAGAAUUUUUAAUCAAUUCACUUUGUCAUUAUACAACAGAUUGUUUUCUACACAAAUUAUGUCGUCUAUUCUUAUCACGUUUCAGUUGGGAUGCAUUCAAAGAUCUACAAUCACAAGAACCAUUUAUUCCACUCAAUUUACAUUUGGAUAUGACUUUAGGAUUAUGUGAAAUUGUAGAUAAACACAUGUCUGAUCUAUCUCAUUUUCAUUUAUCCAAAUUAAUUAAUCCAAAAUUGGUGUCGAACAUUUAUAAAUCUGCAAAAUCUUCUGUGAAUGUAUUCACUGCCACAUUAACUGAUCAGUUUCUAUCAUCUCUACAUAUUAGUCAACAACGAUUAAGAAUUAAAUCAAGCGGUUUGAAUAGACUAACAUAUGGUGCAUCAGAUUUACCACGUCGUACUCAUAGCGUAGAAAAUGUCACCGUUUCAUCAUCGUCAUCAUCAAAUCCUGAUCAAAAUUUAUCUGUUAUGCAAGAUAUAAUUGAUUGGGCUGCUGAAUUAUUACUACGCUUAAUUAUUCCCGGUUCAAAAUAUGAUCAACAUUAUUUCACCGGUACUGAAUCAUGCAAACUUAAAGAGUACAUUAAUCAAAUCUGGUUUAAAUUAUAUGCUUUAAAUCAAAAAAAUAAAUGUGAUCAGAAAAAAUCAUCAUCAUCAUCAUUGUUGAAUCCAAUCACUUCAUUUGUUAUGUUAUCAUUACAAAGUGUCUAUACAACAUUCGGUAAUAAUAAUAUUAAUAAUAAUGAUAAUUACCCAAUGAUCACUGCUACAACUACAAAUGAUUGUUUAUUUUGGCAACCUGAAUCAUCCAUGUUAAAUCAAUUGUUAACAUCAAUAUAUUCUUAUAAACAUUACAAAUUGACAUUGCGUACAUUUUUUGAAAGUGGUCUUGUCCAAUUAAUCUCCGAUAAUACGGAUAACCGUGAAAAUAAUAAUGAUAAUAAUUCAUAUCAACAAAAUGAAUUAUACUCGGAUCAAAAUUUUGUAUUAACUGAUACAACUAUAUCAUGGAUAUUUAGUCAAUUCAGUCUUGUACAAGGUGUGUAUUUAAUACAUUUAUGUCCAGUGAAUCAUCCAGCAUGUUUAUUAAUAAUUCAUAAUGUACUCUAUCAAUUAUUCAAUUUUAUUAAUCCAUCAUCAAUUGGUGAUACUGACCAACAUUUAUCAGCUAGAUAUGACCAAACUAAUUCUACUGAUUAUAAUUUCAGUAGUAUAAAGUCAAGGUCUAAUAAUAAUUUAUUUACACCUGGAUUCUUGUUGUUACGCUGUUUACCUGCUUCAUUAUUCAUACCUACUGGACAUUCAUCGUAUUUACCAUUAAGUUCAUCUUCACCAUCUUCGUCAUCAUCAUCGCCAUCAUCAUCAUUAAAUAAACAAAACUAUCAACAAUCAUUAUUUCAAUUAAUUAUACAAAAAAUUCGAUUAAUUUCAUCGUCAAACUAUGCUGAUCAUUCAAAUAAACCUUCAUUUACACAUGAUUUCAACUGUCUUAUUGAGUUCUUAUGCCAACUCGAUGUAUUCUUAUCACGUAGUCCAUAUUUAAAUGUCAGUGAAAUUAAAUCCAAUCCGAAGUUUUCACAUAUCUUAGAUCCAGAAUAUCAACGGUCUGUGAUUGAUAUAUUAUUGUGUUAUUUUGAUUGGAGUUCAUUGAAUUCAUUUAUGCAAACAAGUCAAUCGUUAUGGAACACGUAUCAAUAUAUGCACAAGUCGAAUAUGAAAACUGCCAAUGAGAAUAAUAAUGUCAAUCUAUUGUCAACAGUAUCACCUGAAUCGAGUGUUUUACGCUUACGAAACAAUGAAUCUCAUCAACGUCGUAUUGAAUUGUCACGUUCAUCAUCAUUUGAAGUGUUAUUUUCAUCAUCAUCUUUAAUGACUCUACCAUCAUCAAUUGAUCAAUUUCCAAAAUAUAUAAAAGAUACAAUUGAUUCAUUACGUCAACAUGCUAAACAAAUGUGUGAUCGUAUUGAAUGUAUUGAAAAGUUACAAAAUGAAUUUUGUACAAAUAUUCUUCCAAAAUUAUAUAUUCCAGUACGUGUCAAAUUAUUACAAUAUGUUGAAUGUCAAUCAAUGCUACCUUCUUGGAUGCCUGGUCAUCAAACAUGUUCCGGUGGGAGUAAUAUUUCAUGUGAAUAUCAAACAGAUAAACGAAAUGAGGAGAUUGAUGAUUUGUAUAAAGUGAAUAGAUGUGAUAUUGAUAAAUUAAUUCAGGCAGCACUAGAUGUGUCACGAAUUGCCGCCUGUGAUGUUCUAAACUACAAUGAUUUUUCGUCAUCAUCAACAUCCACCUCAUCAGAAGAUGGUAAACAUUCAAAUUUUGGAGUAAAUUGGGCACGUACUGUACUUCAGUUGCAGAAUGCAGUCAGUUACUUGAUACAUAAAUCACGUUUAGUCACCUCGGAAUCAAAAUGUCCAAGUACAAAUGCUACACAGAUUCCAACCGAAUCUUUAUCAGCAGCAUCAUCAUCAUCAUUAAAUCCUUCUUGUGCUCCGACAACAACAACUACUACUACUACUAUUACUACUACCGCUACUAAUGCUUCUAACAAUAAUCAAUUAAAUAUAGUACAAAAUAUUGGAUUACAAUGUUUUCAACAACUUUGUCAAAAUUUGUCCGGUCCUUUGCUUCAAUGUCCAUUAACUAAACAAGUACUAUCAAAUUGUGUUAGUGAACUUGCAAGUGAAUUUUUAACAAAUUUAUCAACUCAAUAUCAAUUAUUAUUAGAUAUGUUAGUUGCAUUACCACAUUUAUCAAAUUUAUUAGCAUCAACAUUUAUACCGCCAAAUCCAUCAUCAUCCUUAUUAUGCAUGAAGAAUAAGCAUGAACAUCAACAACAACAACAUCCAUUAGUGUCAAUUUAUCAACGUUUAAUGGAUAUCAGAUUUCGAUGUAAUGCCCAGACGGCUUUGUGUAUUUUAGAGAAAAUUAACUUUAAAGCUUGGUUUUCGAUUGAAAUUAAACAUUUUAAUCAAGAACAAUGGAAUCAACUAAUACUUGCUUUAUUCACAUGUAUUCAAGAGACAACCAAUGUUGAUACACCGGAAAUAAAUACUACUUGUUCCGAAGAGAAUGAUGAUUUACACAAGCUUUGUAUAGUACAUUUGAAAGCACUGUUAACAAAUCACUUUCCAGAUUUGUUUGUCACAGCAUUGGAAUUAUUGUUACAAAAUCUUAGUAAUCCGAAAUAUCUUGACAUAUGGAUAUUGUUUGAGGAGUUAUUGAUCGCUGAUAUAAAUAAUCAUUCGGAGUCUUCUACAAGUUUAUCAGUUGAACAAUUGAUUCAAUUACUGAAUCAUGUACACAGGCGAUUGACUUCCACUAUAAAUUCUUCACCAAUGACAACUUUAUCAAUGACAUUACAUGAUACACAAAAUGUUUUAAUUGAUGAAUGUUAUUCAAUGUUAAAGAAUAAUUCAUGUAAAACUAUACAAAUGAUUAUUCACUUUUUAAUGAUAUUAGCUUGUCAAUUAUGUGAAAAAAUUGGUUGUUGCAUAUUAAAUAAUCAUUUAACUAUACAAAAUGGUCAGUCAAUUAUUAUGGACAUGUUAGUACAAGUUUUUGGUUGCAUUUUACAAAAAUGUAUUACAUUGUAUUAUAAUGAUAAAGGGAAUAAUUUGAUUAGACCAUCGAGUACAACUUCAUCAUCAUCAUCAUCUGCAAGCCUACACCCAUCAUAUGAAUUAUCAUCAUCAUCGUUUAUUCUGUAUGUGGAAUGUUGUUUAAAAGGAUUCUCUGAAUGUCUUAAUUCUGCCAUUAAAGUUUGCCCAACUAAUAUGAAUCCAAUUUGGUCAAAUCAAUUAAUCAAUUUAUUUUUGAUAUGGUUCAAUUCAACAACAUGCCUAUUAAAUAAUUUCAAUGAUAAUUUAAAACUUUCACCAAUUACCUUAACGUCAACUUCGACUACUACUACUACAACACCAACAACUACUACUACUACUACUGCUAAUAUUCGUAAUCAAGAUCUGCAUAAAAUCCCAUUACCGCUUAUUAUUUAUUCAUCAUUGAUCAAUGAAAAAAAUAAACAGGCUAAUCAUGAUAAUAAUGAUGAAAAAAAGGAGAAAAUAGCUCAGACCAAUGAAUUCAUACUAUCGAAAUGGUGUCUAUCCGUAACUUCAUGCGUAUGGAAACCAGAUUUAGACUGUUUAGAUUCAAUGAUCAUGCUUCUAUUGAAUUGUGAUAAUUUUGUAAAUCAUCAAUUCAUUAAAGAAUUGGCAUCGAAUUUGCUUGUUCACCUGUUAUCCAAUGUUCAAUGGUGGUUUGAUCGGACUAAUUCAAUUAAUAAUCAAUCAAUUAAUGUACCAGAACAACGUCCUUGGUUUAUAAGUCAAUCGAAUGGAUUACAAUUGAAAAAUUCUAUGGUUAAAAUGGAUAUAGCAUAUGUUAAUUCAUUAACAUAUUUAAUUGUAUUAAUUGCUUCCAGCUUACAAACAAAUGAUAUCAGUAAAGAUACAAAAAUUCAAUUGAAAAUGAUUAUGGAAAAUAUUCAAAGUUCAUUAGAUUUAUCAAUAGUUAGUGAGUCGUGUUAUUUAUUCAUUCUAUCAUAUUUAACUGAACAAAAUCUACCAACUUAUUAUGUUCUUAUGCCACCGACAACAAUGGAAGGACGUUUAUUUGGUUUAUUAGCAGCAGCUGGUGGUAUGAUUUCUAAAUCUGCCGAUUUAUUCACUUGUACACCGGAUUCCUCGUUUACAAUUCAAUCAACAUCAACUGGACUUUAUCCAAAUAUUCAUAAGUUAUCAUCAUCAAGUGAUCAUGUUAUUGAUUAUAAAUUAUCCAAUUAUUCAACUAUGUCAUUACAUAUGAAACGUUUAGCUUAUUUACGUAAAGUGAUUAGUCUUCUAGAUUAUUCACUAUUAUAUGAUAAUCCUUUACCAUUAAACGAAAUCAAUGAAUUAAUUAUGACAGAUAAUUUUUUGAAUUCAUUGAUUAAAACUCAUAAUCCAUCCUCAUCAUCAUCAGCAGCAGCAGCUGCUGCUGCAGCAUCUUCGUCAUCAUCAACAUCAGGAAUAAUUGAUUCGUCAAUAUUUUCAAUGGUUUGGAAUAGAAUGUCAUCAGUCAUGUCUAAUUUAACUAAUAAUUUAAACUUUCAUACCAAUACGACAACAGUGACAUCAUCAACAUCAACAACAACAAUAAUAACAAAUGAUAAUUCAUUAUUUAUUCAAUCUCAAUUAAAUUCUUCUCAAUUGAUUAAAAUUUUAACAUGGUUACGUAUAUGUAAUUUAUUAUCUGAAUUAGAAUCUGUCUCAGGUCAGAUUGGAUGGAAAAAAUCAACUUUACAAGAAUUUCGACAAAUUGUUGAAUUAUGCAAUGAAAUAAUUUUAUUAGUGAAUUAUUCAAAUUCACGUAUGGAAUGUUUAGCUAAAUUAAAAAAUUUCAAUAAUCCCAAUCUACGCCAUGAUAAUAGUAAUAAAAAGAAUAAACAAAAUAAUUUCAUUGAUACAACAAUAUCAGAUUGUUUUAUUCAUGCAAUUAUUUUUUGGCUUUUAAAUGAUUUAGCUAUUAAUACACAAAUUAAUAAUAAUAAUCAUAAUAAUAAUAAUAAAGAUUCGGCUCAUCUCACAAAUUCACCAUUGAACAUUGAUCGCAUUGUUACUAUAAUGCCACAUUCAAUAGAUGCACGUUUAUCGAAACCAUUAAUUUAUAGUGUAUUAUCAAUGAAUUCAUCAAUAUUUAAUCAAGAGAUAUCUAGUCGAUUUGUACAAUUAUUGAAUGCAACAAUUUGGUCUGUUAUUGACUAUGCUCCUAAUGAAAUGUCAUCCAUUGAUCGUUUUACUGGUAUUUAUGAAAUUUAUUCAACUAUUUAUAUUGUACAAAAUAAAAUAGAUUUUCUACAUUCUAAUUUAUACACAUCUAUGUGUAUAAAAAAUAAUUUCUAUUUACCAUUAUUCUUUUUAAUACUAUGUCGAUUAAAUUAUUUUCACCAAUCUAAACUCAUUAAUGAUGAAUAUAAUAUCAUUAUUGCUGAUAGUAUGCAUUGGUUACAUUCAAUAGGAAUAAACUAUAUGAAUGGGAUUGAUGAUCGAUCAUUUCAAUUGAAUGAAUGGAUUUUAUUCUUAAAUUUAAUAAUUCAAUUAAUAUCUACAUCAAAAGUAAACUUGCUCAAUAAUGAACCAUGUUGUUCCAACCAUCCAGCAUGGUGUUCACAACAUACAAAUAAACAGGAUAUUCUUAACAAUGAUAAUAAUUGUUCAGCAGAUUUUCAUUGUAAACGAUUAUUUGAAAUUUUAAAUGAACUUAAAAAUAAUAUUAUGAUGAGAUUGAAAAAGAAGAAAAGAAUAAAUAUUUCUGAAGAGCAAUUUAUACAACUUAAAAAACUAUGCAGUUUUAUCGAAUGUUUAUGUUGUAUUCUUGAAACAUGGAUGAUUAAUACUCAUCCGACUGGAUUGUUGAAUUUAGAACGGUUAAGUUGUUUAACUUCAUCAACUACAUCUGUUGACAGCGGUAAAACUGAAGAUAUUACAAACAUGGAAGAAGGUAAUUUACAAGAAUUGAAACAGGAUAAUUUUGUUACUCAAGAUCAAUCAAUGGAUGCUACGAAUUCAUCAGCUUCUAUAAUUUCAUCACUUCUCAUAAGAUUACAAUCGUUCACAUUAAUUGAAGCUUAUAAAUAUUUAUGCCUACAAUUUUGGAAUGAUCUUAAACCAUAUGUUAAACAAAUUUUACAAAAUUGUUCAACUACAACACAAAUAUUAUCAUUAAAAAUACCAUGACCGACAUUACUUACCAUAAUUAUUAUUAUUAUUGUUAUUAUUAUUAU
This is a messenger RNA of Schistosoma turkestanicum, 9615 nucleotides long. The record is from the annotation of a GenBank genome assembly. Lineage: Eukaryota; Metazoa; Platyhelminthes; Trematoda; Strigeidida; Schistosomatidae.